Oncorhynchus kisutch (coho salmon) is the source of this 3642-nucleotide messenger RNA. RefSeq names its product putative nuclease HARBI1. NCBI's taxonomy places the organism in Eukaryota, Metazoa, Chordata, Actinopteri, Salmoniformes, Salmonidae. The record is from RefSeq and is a predicted model, not a curated record. The coding region runs from base 513 to 2036 and encodes 507 amino acids. The transcript has 5 exons.
AUCUGCCACUGUCAAUUUACCUUGGACUUCAGAACCUGAACCCUAUUUCUUCAAUGAGGCAAAAGUGCAUGUCUAAAACGACGUAUACUCGUUCAACUUUCGGUUUUUGUAUCUUUUUCCAGAGUAGUAUAAAAGAACAGGGUUUCAAGUUUACAAUGGGGCAUUAGAAUCAAAGUUUGAUGAACCUUAAUUUGCUUAACCGCAAGAGCUGUCUGCCCAAAGUAGUUUUAGGAAGGCACCUGUGCGACCAGUUUCUAUCCGGUAGAUGGCAGUGUUCCUUUCUCUAUCGUGGCAAUCCUUUUAUGUUGAUUUCUUUCCUUGACAGGCAUGCUAAGGAAAGGAAGCCAGCAGCAGAACGUUCAAAGGACUUAGUGUGUUCAUACAUUCACAUACGUGUCAUUGUAUAAAAAUACAAUUAUGGCGAAUUGUGACUAUUUAACAACUCAGCUAACAUUUGUCUUGAACCCGCUUUUGAAAAUUGUGGUCCUGGAACGACUGGGAAUUGUAAGAGGAUGGCGCAUUUUCAACUUCGGCUGGAGGUGUCCAAGAUUAAACUUGAGAACGAACAGUGGGAUGAACUUGUCCACACAAAAGACGAUGGAAAGGGAGAGAAGACAGGUGCAGGGCUGCAAUCUCAGGAUCCGGCUGGCCAAUCCCAGUGGAAAUUGUUAAAAGUUGUUACCAUGGAGAAGGAUGGAAUGAAAGUACUUCGCAUCAAGAAGGAAAUAAAUGAUCACACAGAACGUGACACACCAUCUCCAGUGACAGAUGAGCAGCUGUGUCCCAAAGUGGACAUGGUGUUUGUUAAGGAGUGGAGCCAAAGCCUGUGGCGAGACGACAGAAUAGACAGUAAAGACAGAACAGAGGAAGAAACUCCAGGAUCAUCAAUGACCCAGCAUCAGAACGGAGGGCUACUUCAGUGCAGUAAGCUGAAUCCCUCCACUCCCAUCCUCAAAGUCUUCUGUGAUCCUGAACGAGACACGUAUCCCGACUACCGACUGAAGAGGGAAUCUCUGAAUUAUCUGUUCUCCUUGGCCCUGACUGGUCAAGACAGACAGACGGCAACAUUCAAGAUCCUCGUCUUUAUUUACUGGUUGGCCCACGGGACCUCCUAUAAAACUGUCUCGGAGACUUUCGGAAUCCCUCUGUCCAAUGCUACCAGCAUCGUCCGCGACGUUGCGGACAAACUGGUCAAGCUCUCUCUGAAGAUUGUGAACAAGCCCUCUUCAGGCGAGCUGGCUCUCACGAUGCAAGGGUUCGGCAGACUGGCCCGUCACCCGGUGUUUGAGAAGGCUGUGGGAGCCAUAGGUGGGUGCCACGUCAGGGUCAAGAUCCCCGGUGUACCGCAACCCCAACAGCGUCCAGGUGACCAGCCCCUCCCUGAGAAGGCGCUCCCCACCAUCAACUUCCAAGGGGUCUGCGACCACACGGGCAGCUUCAUCGACGUCUUUGCGGGGCUGCCUGGGUCUAUGACCGACGUGAGGAUCCUGAGGCACAGUCCCCUUUACAAAUGUGCCCUCUACCCUCCACCCGGAUGCUUCCUCCUAGGCGACGGCAGGUACCCUUGCCUACAGACGCCUGUGUGCAUCAUCACACCCUAUUCAAAGUCUGACCAGAACCCGGUGCACGUCCAGUUCAACCAGCACCACGCCAUGGCUCUCUCCUCCAUCGAGAGGACCUUCGGCAUCAUGAAGAAGCGCUGGCACAUGAUCUUCCUGCAGCCUCUUGAGCUCCACCCAAGCUUCAUCCCCAAAGUGCUAGCGGUGUGCACUGUGCUGCAUAACAUCUGCCUCAGGUCAGGAGACUUGCUGGAGCCAGUGAAGAUUGAGGAUAGAAGCAAGGUGACAGAGGCUCUGAAGGAGUGGCUAGCGUCCAAUGAGACCAGCGGAGAGGCGUUGAGGGACAGUUUGGCUCAACAGAUCUCUACAAUGAAAUGCAUGGCCACUGUGAAAGAUGAGAGAGGUACAUCUGCACCAGCAAACAUGAUGGCAGUGCAAAAAGAACACGCUUACAACAUAGUAGUGAUGGAACAUUGAUUUGGUGAUCACAAUUGAUGGGUCGAAUAAGUCACCAUCAGUCACCGAUUGCACCACUGGCUAGCUGUGAUACUUUAUCACCCCUUCAGUGGUGGUGGAACUGUUACUACUGACAUUUUUGACUAAAACAAUUAAGCAUAGUCGCCUCAUAUGCCAGUGUUUCUUUACCACGUCAAAAAUCAUCCAAUUUAUUUCAAAUAUUAUUUCCUUUAUACUGUACACAGUAUAGUGAAACACGAUUUGGAUUAUGUUUUUAUGAGUGGGGCAGGUAUUCGAACUUGUUGCUGUCUUUUUGAUCAAUUCAGUGAUUAUUACAAGUGUGUUCUACUCAAUGAGUUAUACUGUAUACUCUAGAUCACUGAUAGGGGGCGCUACCACCUUGCCCCCAUCUUGGCACUCUCCUAUUUAGCAUAAAAAUUAAAAGUACAUUUAUUUUUAGAUGACUAAUGUUACCGUCCCCUCUACAACAACAAAAAUACUUAAAUACAUGUCAUUUUGUCCUUGAAUCCAUUUAAUUAAACUACUGUAGAAUCCCUUUCAUUCCUAUGGAGGACUGCUCCUACUAAGGAGUGUCAUAUGGCUGACUGGUGGCUUCAAAGCCUCUCAAUGGCCAAUACAUGGCAUCAGUAGUCCAGGGUUUAUAUACAUCAUUUCUACUUGUUUCUUUUUCGGUUGAGUAAUAUAUCUACCUCCAAAUCCUGUGUAAUGCGAAUGGAUUAAUUGUUUUCUUGUGCCUUAGCCUUUCUGCCCUGUAAUACUAUGGUUUAUUCAAAUGUGUGUGUGCGUGUGAGAAGUUUUUCCUGAAUUUUCAAUGCAGUAGUUUCGGCUUAGAAAAACUGAAAGGUUAUGUUACUUCCCAAAGGUACCACCAGGAGCCACUGAAUUAAUUAGUGUUAUUACUGUAUGGAUACUCAAAGCAUCCCCUAUAAGCAGGCGGGUUUAAAUCUGUCUUCGGGGACCUGCAGCCGUUUCAUGUAUUUGAACUAUUCCAUAGCUAGCUCACCUGAUUCAUCUAGUCACCUAAGCAUCAAGCCCUUGAAUAGGUGAGUUGGGUCAAGGCUACAACAAAAUUGUGAAGCAUCUGGGUGGGGUCUCCAAGGAGAGGUUUGAAAACCACUACCCUAUAGUCUGCAGGCUGUGGUAUGCAAUCAAGUCUUUGAUAAAAGCAUUCUUCAUUGUGCCACCUAAAGGGACAUUUUUACCGUAGAGAAAAAUACGACAUGGUAGGUUCAUGGUGCCAGGCUAAUUUCAACCACCAAUGCACUCGGUGAUAAAACAGACCAAAGCACUCUUCCAUCCUCAAGGCAUAUAUUAUUUUGGCAACUGAUUUCAAUGUUUCAUUGAUUCUCAUUUAUUAUUUGGUCUUUUCACAGAGAAGGAAAAGGAGAGUUGUAAAUUAUGCAGAUGAUUGGAUUAAAGAGGAUGAGGACAUCCUAGAGCAAACCCAUGGAAGUGCAAGUGUUCAGCGAGUAACCAUAUGUAGUUUUGUGAAGUGGAUAUGUUCAGUGCUCACUUAAUAGCUCUCAAUGAAUAGUCAAAACCAAAUGAUUCAGUUAUUUUACAAUUGAAACAUUGUGUUUUAAAAUAAACAAAUCAUUCUUCUCCA